Lytechinus pictus (painted urchin) is the source of this 3148-nucleotide messenger RNA. RefSeq names its product transcription and mRNA export factor ENY2-like. Gene Ontology annotation, biological process: positive regulation of DNA-templated transcription; poly(A)+ mRNA export from nucleus; regulation of transcription by RNA polymerase II. NCBI's taxonomy places the organism in Eukaryota, Metazoa, Echinodermata, Echinoidea, Temnopleuroida, Toxopneustidae. The transcript has 5 exons. Gene Ontology annotation, molecular function: chromatin binding; transcription coactivator activity. The coding region runs from base 248 to 577 and encodes 109 amino acids. Gene Ontology annotation, cellular component: DUBm complex; nuclear pore; SAGA complex. The record is from RefSeq and is a predicted model, not a curated record.
CUUUCCUACUUGAAAAAUCAAGGGGGUGAUCGGUGAAACAACUUACGUCAACUUAAUUGGUUUUCAAAUGUAAGAUCGUUUUAGACGACGGAAAGUGACUUGAAUGAGACUAAAAAUCAUUGCCUCUGAGACUGAAAUAAGCGUUUAAUUUUACUAGUUGCUUGACAUUAUUACGGCUAUUUACAGCUCUAAGAUGCAUGUUCUGCCGAAAUAUAAAACAUUGGUCGCCUAGUUCAGCAUUCCAGGAAUGCAACCAACAUCAAUCAUGGCAGACUAUGGAGAUAGGAAGAUCAAAGAUGCACAGAUGAGAGCAAGUAUUAAUCAGAAACUGGUAGAGACGGGAGAGAAAGAGAGACUGAAGGAGCUCCUGAGGAAUAAGCUGAUAGAGUCUGGCUGGAGGGAUGAACUAAAAGCUCACUGCAAAGAGGUUGUGAGGAGAAAAGGACUUGAGCAUGUGACUGUAGAUGAUUUAGUAGCUGAAAUAACACCUAAAGGAAGAGAACUUGUACCCGAUGAGGUGAAACGAGAAUUGCUUCAUCGGAUUCGAGCCUUUCUGGCCCAGCAAUCAAACAUCUGAUACUCCUGUGAGUGAGGUCUGUGAUGCGUGUCCAGCAAAUCUCCUGAUUGUUAUGCCAAAGACUGAAUUGCUCAUCAUGAGUUAUGUUUCUGGCAACUCUCCUGAUAAGUGUCAAAGACUAUCAUCAUGGGGAUGUGUGUCCAACUCCACCUUGAUUUCUCAUCAGUGAAUUCUCAAGUUAUUACCUCUACUAGAAUGUUUAGGGUGCAUCUAAGUACAUUUUUAUCCAUUCAAAGGGUUGAUCAUACUGUCAGCUCUACUUAGUCAAAGUUGUUUCGGGUGAAUAAAUUACUUUCAAACAGAACUUUUAAAGUCCACUUUUCAUAAUGUUUUUUUCCGUUUCAAACCUUUUAUUAAUUGUGUUUCAUCAAAUAUGUGUAUUUCUGUUCGAAAUGACUAGAGCAAAAUUCACUGAAAAAUUAAAAAGGUCAACAGUAGAUGAAAUGCCCUUUGUUUGAAUGAUUCUGUUACAUUUCUAAUCAGAUUGCUUGUGCUCUAGUUUCUAAACCUGAAUGUCACUGACUGAUGUACCAUUCAAAUAAGUCUAGUCUUUUGGAGUUCUGAGUGUUUUUUGAGGCAUUCCUGAAAACUUUGAUCCAUUUUUAGUUGAGUAGUUCCUGAGGGGAAACAAAAACACACUUAAAAGAUGCUGAGAUGCAAUCAUUUUUCUAUGGCCUUUUUUAUAUGGGCCCUCUUCAUAUGCUGUUUAAGUUGAGAUUAGAAUGAGAGAUCCUGAAUGGUACUGGUAGUUCUCCAGGCUGGUAACAAAAUGAUAUAGAAACUGAAAAUACUUCAACUCUCUUUUGGGGCAACAUAAUGUCUAAAAAAAACUAAUUAAAAUGUAUGCUUCGAGACGUUUUAUAUGAAAAAUCUCAUGAACUUGGAUUUGUUUUUUGUGUGUGUCAUAUGAAGCACAUUUCAUUAUUCAUAGUUGCUUUGAUUAAAUUUGCUCAGCAUCCUACAGAAUUUAGAAGAAUAUAUUGAAAAUGAUAGUUCAGGAUAUAUUACAUCAUUAAUGCAUGUUGUAGAAAUGUAAAGAUACUGCAUUAACUGCAUACUUAAUUGAAAUUGGUGUAUGUUCAUGAUUAAAGGUCACUAUCCCAGCAAAAAGUUUUUUUUUUAUAAAAUAUUGAAAAUCAACAAGCAUAUCAGUAAUUUUUUUAAUCAAAUUGUAUGUAGAAAAGGAAAGUUACAAUGUUAAUUUUGACAGAAGUCUCACUAUUAUGCUCGUUUGAUUAAAAAAAAAUUAUAUUCAAUCAACUUUUUGCUGGGAUGACCUAUGGAUGAAUUACACGUUGGUGAGAUCCUUGGGUUCAUCUGUACGUGUACUUCUGAAUAUGUUUUAUUUUUUAUACAUAUGGUAUGUCUUGAAAUUUCCUGAAGUAGAAUUAAUUUUGAAUACUACAUUUUUAAAGCAUUCACACGUAAAUUUUAUCCUUUUUUUGUGGUCUGAAUCUGUGCAUUUUGAGACCUUUAUCAUGAUUACUUGAUUUAAAUUUUCACGUUUUCUUCAUGUAGGCUUCAGUAGACAUUCAGCAAAAACUUCAUGUGAAAUGUGAUAGGGUCAAUCCAAAACAUUAUAUUGGGUCAAAAUGCCCCCUCCACCCCAAAAAAUAAAAAAGAACUAGAACCCCUAAAUAUAAUAUAAAAAAAUUAAUUGAAAUUCAUGGAACUUGGUACUUUGACCUAAACCAAAAUAUGCUUAGGCUUCUCUUUGAACUUUGAAUUCAGUUUGUUAAUGAUGGCAUUUCUUAAACCCAUUAGUAUUUUUUAUUUCUAAUUUGUAUGAUAUAGCCCUGGACAGUUCUUAAUUCAAUUGUAUGUAUUUGGCUAGUGACUUGAUGUAUUAGGCUAGUGACUUGAUGUAUUAAAGUUUAUUCAUGGAAUGUUGUGACAUACCAUUUGGGUAAUUUCGACAUAUCAGACCGAAGCUGGUCCUGGCCACCUUUUCUUCAACCCAUUUGCUCUGAUGGAAAAAAAUAUUUCAGUCAACAGCAUCCCAUAGAUUUAUUACAUUAUGACUGGGAAGAAACAGAUUUCAUUUGAGCAUGAAAUCAAUGCAGUCAUUCAAAAAGUGAAUUGUAUACAGUGAACUUUCUUGCAGUGGCAUUAUAUCAUGAGAUACAUGUAUUUGGUGUAUAUUGUAGAUGUUUCCCAAUUUUAUGAAGGCAGCCAGAUAUACAACAAAUGCCUUGUGUGUGAAUUCUAAAAGUAUUCAGAAUUGACUUAUAUAAUUUAGAAUCCCUUUCCUUUAUAUAAAAAAAAUACAGGAGUAAAGAAAAAACCGUUGUGUUGGUUCAAUACAAAAUAUUAAUUGCAUUGAACUUUGGAAAUACUGGUUUGUCACAUGCCAAAAUUCACACAAAAUUCUUUGUUUGUAAUAAGAGCAAUCAGAAACUUGAGUCUGCUGCUAUAUAGAUAGAUAACUUGUCAUCUUAGAGAUCCAUUGUGGUUAUUUUGCAUUUUCUGAGAGAUCUUGGAUUUCUGUUGCCUUACUUUGUAAAAAUGUAUAUAUGUAUUUUUGUUGCAAUUUGUGUAUAAAUAAAUCUGUAAUCUCUGUUCAAUGAUAAA